This is a messenger RNA of Podarcis lilfordi (Lilford's wall lizard), 4272 nucleotides long. The record is from the annotation of a GenBank genome assembly. Lineage: Eukaryota; Metazoa; Chordata; Lepidosauria; Squamata; Lacertidae.
AUUUUGGUUUCCAAACCUGUGUCACAAAUAUGCUUGGGAACUUAGGGAAGAAAAGAAAGAAAGAAAGAAACAAUGCUCUUAUUCAUGACAUCAGAUCCAGCUCCAUGGAAACAUGUUGUGAUGACAAAAACACACAGAGAGAGAUUGCAAGGUCAUAAGUCACACUCAAAAGAAGAGGCAAGAGAGAAACUGUAAGUUUAAUGAAUAACAUGUAUCAGCCUCAAAAGGGAAGGUGGAAAGCAAAGAGCAACAAAGCACCUGAAGUUAAAUACCCUCCAAAGUACUUCAGAUCCAUUUCAUCUUCAAGUGAAGUAGCUCUUCAAGAGUAGAAAGUUCCAGGGGGCUCACUUUGCAAGAAAUCGAGGGAAAUCACAUAUAUUGCCACUGAAAAGGAAAGAUUCCACAAUGGAUCUGUCAGGAAUAGCAAGGAUCUUUCCUCUCCUUGCUAGGAAGUUGCCAGCUUUUUUCUAGAAAGUAGGGAUGGUGUGAUUAUUCAUUAUUUUCCCCUCCCAAUGUGAAACAUUAAAUAUUCUCUAUUGCACAUGACUGUCAUGAACAGGCAGGCAGGUUGAGAAUUGUGAAGAAUCAUUUAGGUUUAGGUUUGGAGGAUGCUGAAAAAUGCUAUUCUAUUUGGUGGGAUUUUAUCAUAAAUACAAUAAACACACAGGGUACAAUGUGAAAUUUGGUUUUCCUAAUGGUCUUAAGUAUUCAACUGAUUUAAGUGCUGAUUUUUUGUAUUUGUAUAUCUAUUAUUUUUAUUGCGUUGUUUCGUAUGACUGGCCCAGUUGUCACCAGGGCACCAGAAGGCCAGAGGUAAGGAGACAGCUGGCAGUGGCAGCAGGGGGCGAGGGCUGGGCACCCCCAGAAAAGAAAUUGAGGGUGCCCAGGUCCCUCGGGCCCCCUAGAGUUUGUGCCCUCCCAAAGGAGAAGUGCCAGGGCUGCAUUUUUUGACAUUUUAGGAAAGUUGUUAGAAAUCUUUCUCUUUCACCAGGCCUUAUCCUAGGCUCCUGGGAUUCCAGCACUGUAGACUUGGCUUCCUGCAUUUACCAUUAUUGUGUUUUAUGGAUUUAAAUGUUGAUGUUUAAUUGAUUUCCAUUCCUGUAAUUUAUUGUUGUAAAUGGCUUUUUGAAACAUAGGGCCCUGCAAAAAAAACACACACACACAAAAAAAACACCCAGCCCCACCUCCUUAAUUUCACCAGGGGCCAUUUACUGACACUCCAGAACCAAGAUGCCCCAAAUUAUAGCCUUCCUUCAGACCUAAGUGGCCCCUUAAUUUGACUGAUCUUCUGUUCCUACAGCCUCUGUUUCCAUUGUGUUGUCAUCCAGCCAAAAUGCCUCCUGUUAAUGGUUCUGUGCUCCAACUGUUCUCUUUUACAAGGGAGAGUCUCUGUUUUUGGUUACUGGUAAAUCAUUGUUCAUAUUUUGUUCCUAUUUUUGCUUCAGGUAAGAGUUGUUGUUGUUUUUACCUAAGCACCCUCAAGGUGAUUCACUUUCAAAAUUUUACCAAAAAUAGCCAGCCAGCAGUUUUUCACCGGUGUAUGUAAUAACAAACAGACGCUGAAUGGAAAGGCUAGUUUUGUUCAAAUGCUUUUUGCUUUGCUCAGUAUCCUUCAAAUGUUUACCCAAAAUUUGUCUCAAAAUUUCAUUUUUGUAUACCUUUAGAAACACGACUGAGUCACAGGGCAUGUGCAAUUUUGCGACCCACCAAGCCAAAGGCAGCCCACCACAUCCUCAGCAUUUCUCAGUAUCUAGUGAAGUCUGUGACUGAAUGCCUCAAUAAAUUUGCUAUGAUUUAAGGCACUGCGAGAUUCUUUGAAUCCCUUCUCUUUUGGCUGGCUGCCUAGAGCUUCAAAAAUAGGGUGGAGGUGGGGACAAAGGGUUGCUUACCACCUGACUGUCUGCAGUUCAGGGCUGGUGGUCUGUAUUUUGCCUGGCGAGUCCCAGGCUGUGCACACUUGGUUUGGAGAGUCGAAGGCUUCCAUCAGCGUCACACGUGGUAGCAGGGGCUGCGGAGUCCUUACCCCAGGGCUUGUCAUGUGCUUGUUCAUAAGAAAAGAAUCACAGGGUCAUGGUGCUUUAAUCGGUUGGGUUCUGCUUUUCCUCUUUCUUCCUGCGCGUGAAAGACAUAACAGGGAACUACCAGAGCAGAAGUAAGAUGUGUUUUGUUAGUUGUCUGAAGCCCUGGGGCCCGGAACCGGAUAAGUCCUGAUAUUAUGCCUGGAUUGAGCAAAAAAUAAAUCCAUUUUGUUUCCUACAAACAUUUAGCCAUUAAAAAAAAAUAUGACAUAGAAAAACAGGCCUCACUGUCUGCAUGCCUUCUUGUAAAGCUUGCAUUGUGGAAGUGUCAGAAGCAUUAGCUCAUUUGGCAUACAUUUUGCAAGCUAAUGCUUCUCCUUUAAUUCUCCCUGGGGACAACAUGUCUGCUUUCCAAAUAAAAAGAAAAAAACAGGCUGAAGAAGGUGAAGGGGUGUUGCCACAGAACCUGCUGCUUCUCUAAUGAUAUAUAUGAUACAUACCUACUCUAAUCCAGUGCACUAAGAAACCUUAGGGUGUGCUUAUAAGGUCCUUCAACAUUCUUUGGGUGCAUCUGAAAAACAAUCCUAUGUUGUAAAAGCUGCUAUACAAAAUAUGCAGAACUGUGUGUUAGAAUGCUGGGCAACACAACUUCAGAUUAAAGAUGAGGUACAAUUUUAGUGUAAUGAAAUAUAAUAAAAGAAACAAAUGUAAUAAACCAACAUGCCUGGGAGUCACCGGGGAUACUUUGCUGAUGUGCUAGUUCACUACAUGGGAGCAGGGAGACUUUUGUUUCAAAAGGGAGAGCAUUAAAGAAAAUGACACCCCAUAUUGGAUCAGUAGUGGUGCAGUCGAAAUGCCUACUUGGAUGUCUUGAGAAGAUGGUGAUGAUUUUAUUAGCCCUCACAAGUCACCUAAUCUUUUUCCUAAAUGCCGUGGAGAUACUGCAGUUAAGGCAGACCCUAAUCCUAGACUCUCCAUUUGCUUGGUGUGAGGGGAAAGGAAAGAGGGGAGUAAAGCACGGGAGCAGCUGCAAGUCCGUUGGCUGGCCUUCUCUUGGCCCUUGGUCCCUUGGACAGUGGCAGGGGCCAGAAUGGGCCUCUCUCCUCUCAGCUCAACAGAGAUCAGAUAAUAUGCCGAUUCACACUUCCCACCGGUAUCCUUGCAAGCCCAGAGAAGCCCAGAGAAGUGUAGAUUUCCAUGAGGAUGGUGACAAGCCUUUUCUUAAGUCUCUUCACAGAGUUCCUAUCACCUUUCUGAGUCCAGCGCAACCUUGCUCAACCUUAUGAUUCUGUCCUUAUUGCCACAAUCACUCUGCUCAUUACCUUCACUCCUCCAGUUCUACCACUCUCCUGUUGUCUUAAGCACCCCCUCAUCCACCCCCACUUUCUUCCUCCUUUCCCCCCACUCCUGGCCAGAGAAUGGCUGCAAGUUGCCACUUCUCUUCCUUCACAGUAUCCAUCUUUCCCAUGAAGAUUUUGACUGACAUUUUCAGUUCUCGCUCAAAAUGAAAACUAAGCCUAUGCAAAAUGAAUUUAAUUUGGAUGGAGCCAAUCUGUAUUAUUUUUGCUUCUCUCCCCUGCCCCCCCUCUGCCCCUCUUAUCCCUCCCACUGUUGCAGUUUAUCUUGUAAGCUCUUCAGGGCAGAGAGCUAUCCUUUUGUACUUAUUCUGUAAGGCACUAUGUAAAUUGAUAACACUAUAGAAAAUUGAUAGCUAUAAUAAUAAUGCUUUAUACCUCAAAUCGUCUGAAUUCAAAUAUAGUUAAAACUCCAUGCUCAUUUUUAAGAGAAAGAUAAAUGCAACAGGAAUUAAAGGGUAACGCAGAUGCAUUGCAAAUUGCACACAUCUGAGCAGACAUCUUGAUCUCAGUCUACCAGGAUUCCCCCCCACUAAUCCUUAUGCUAAGCAGCAUCAAAGCUGAAAUCAUUCCUAAAACUGGAAAGGAAUCCCUUCCCUUUUAAACCAAUCUGGUGAAAACACUGUCAUUUACCUUUGCUGCUAUCCUUGUCUUCCUUCCAGGCAGGUCACAGAAGGGAACCCUUUCAAAGGAGCCCCAGCAUAGUAGCAGCCCAAACCUCAGAUGGAAAGCGUUGAUGUUUACUUCAUUGAAUGCAGCAGCACAAUGUGGAAACCACACAUUUUAAAAACCCAACUUUCGCUACAACUCUAUAAAUCAGCCCAGAUGCAUUUUGAAAUGUUUCCCAAGGUCAGCUGAAAAAGUUUUCUGCAAGCCUAAGAAAACUCUUUGGAUGAACA